AUGUCUUUUUUUGGGUUCGACACGGCACUUCCGGGCCAAAAUAAGGGCUCUGGACGAAAGAGGAACGGUGCCAAAAAGAACAACGCCCCUAUGGAUUUUGAAGACACUUAUCAAGGUCUUGGAGAGUAUGAAAAUGAGGAAGAUGACUAUUUGAAUGCUGAAACAUUUGGGGACGGAACAGAAUUGGGCGCAGACUUCGAUUUUGGGUACGGCAGGGGCAACCUCGAUGCUAACACUAGCAGCGCUGGCCAUGUGGAGCAGCCUGCUUUGAACCGUUCUUAUGCUUCUGCUGCCGCUUCUGCUGGGCCUGGAGCUCUCAAUGCUGGUUAUUCAUUGCCUUCGGCCCACACCAUGGACGAAGGUAUGGAUUUCACGCCAAUGGAGUCUCUGUGGACCAAUCAAUCCGCUGUUAUUCCUCAGCAACAGCCCCAGAAUCCCAUUCCGCAGGUUCUUUCUAUGGGGGAAAUUGAAAGACAGCAAUUUCAGCAGCAACAGCAACAGCAACAGCAUGGUUAUAUGAACAUGCCUCCAAUGCCUCCCAUGGGUUAUGGGUAUCCUCCUCAUGCUUACGGGCCACCAGGUGUGAACAAUACGGGAUACCAAGGCUUGCCACAGGACUUUUCCCAAAGCGUUCCCCAGGGUUAUCCUCAAGGUCUACCUCAAGGUGGACCAAUGGCCAUGCCGAUGCACAUGGCGCCAAUGGGCCCUCCCCAACAUUAUCAACCCAUUCCCGUACCUAUGCAGCAACACGAGCAGCAGACACCUCAACAGGCACACCAUCAAGCUCCAGCUUCCUUGCCCCAAGAGGCAUCUCCAGCUCCUGUCUUGAGUCGUGAACCCUCAGAGUCUCCCAGCUCUGUUCAACCGCAGGAGGUGGUUCGCGCUGACCAAUUUUCCUCUGUUGGUGUGCCAGAGCAGGCCUUUGCCCAGGAAAUGAGGCCACCCCACAAUGCUCCUGGUAAUAGAGGUCAAGCUAUCAUUCCUGAUCAAGUAAUGCGUGAAAUCGCUCCAAGGGAAACUCGUAGAGGCUCUAUGCGCAAGCCUCAAGAACCUUUGUCAUCCGAAGAACUAAAAAAACUUCGCAUUCGCCAGGCCAAGGUUGACAAGAUUCUCAGACACAGUGGUGUUAUGACUCCUCGUGAUAAGGACUUUAUCACCAGGUACCAAUUAUCUCAGAUUGUUACUGAUGACCCCUACAAUGAGGACUUUUAUUUCCAAGUUUACAAGAUCAUCCAACGUGGUGGUAUUGUCGGUGAGUCCAAUAAGGGUCUGAUUGCUCGCGCCUACCUCGAGCACUCAGGUCAUCGUUUGGGUGGUCGUUACAAACGUGCAGAUGUCGCAUUGCAAAGGAUGCAAAGCCAAGUUGAAAAAGCUGUUACUGUUGCGAAAGAGAGGCCCCAAAAAAGUCGAGAAAACUUAGACGGCGCCAAGGAGGGUGUAUUGGGCAAAAUUUCGUCGGCCAGAAAUAGUAAGGCACCUAGAAGGCAACUCCAAAUUCCUUUGCAAAAGGAAGAAGAAGAUGAAGUUACUUCUCAAGCCAUUGAAGAUGUUGUGCAGUCAAUGAAUGGUGUCGAGCUUUCGUCGUCGAAGGCAAGGAGACGGUCCUCAUAUGCCUUCCGCUCUGUUGAUCAGCGGGCUGUUUUAUCUCGUUCUGGCGGCCGUAAAUUUGUUUUGUCUUUGAUCGAAACGGUUUACUCUGAAGUCUUGGAGUUGGAAGCACAGUUGAGAAGUGGCCAAGACACGGACAGUAGUGCGUUGUGGGAAACUCUCCACAUAUCAGAUGACGCCUAUGAAGUUUCUCCUUUCAUCUCCAUUUUGUCUUUCGAUAAAGGUGUAAAGAUCAUGCCAAGGAUUUUCAAUUUCCUGAACAAAGAGCAAAAAUUGAAGUUGUUAUAUUGUUUCUUCAGUGAGUUGUCACAUUUGAACAUUAUUGUGACCAGUUCCUACAAGACCAAUCCAGACCCAUCGGACUCCCAGCUCAAGAAGCUUGAACUAUUCCAGUCGGUGUUUUUGAAGAUCAUUGUGUCGUUUUUAUCUAGCUCUGCCGAGUUCCUGGAAGUCCUAGGUCUACUGUUGGCCCUGGUGAAAAAUAACAACGUAUCUUUCAUCAGUACGUCCAAGAUUGGUUUGAAUUUGAUCACCGUUUUGAUCUCGCGCGCUGCUCUAAUCAAACAGGAUGUUAGCAGAGGUAAUGUUUUGUCCUCAAUGGAGGCCUCAACUUGGAAUGAGAUCUACGACAAGCUUUUCACGGCCUUGGAAACAAAGCUUGCUGUGGUAUUCCCUCCUGACGAAUAUAGUUCCAGGGUGGUUGCCACCUCUUCUUCCGGUACUGUGACUUCCGCUACUGUGGGCCAAUCCAGCAAACAUCAAUUCUACGAUCAAUCUUACAUCUGGCAAUUUUUAGCUUCUCUAGCAUUAAGUGGCAAACUCAACCACCAGCGUGUUAUUAUCGAUGAGAUUAGAGAAGAAAUUUUUGGUACUAUCAGCAGGGCCGAACAGCUAUCGUCUACCGCACCUGUUGAGGAACAACAAAUCGCCCUCUACCAAAGAGACAAACUUUAUCAAGAUUUGAAUCUCUUCCUCAACGUCAUGGGGCUAGUUGCCCGCGACGGAGAGAUUAGUGAACUCAAGUGA
This is a messenger RNA of Lachancea dasiensis, 2634 nucleotides long. Lineage: Eukaryota; Fungi; Ascomycota; Saccharomycetes; Saccharomycetales; Saccharomycetaceae. The record is from the annotation of a GenBank genome assembly.